This is a messenger RNA of Guillardia theta CCMP2712, 1347 nucleotides long. RefSeq lists its product as hypothetical. The record is from RefSeq and is a predicted model, not a curated record. NCBI's taxonomy places the organism in Eukaryota, Cryptophyceae, Pyrenomonadales, Geminigeraceae. The transcript is spliced from 14 exons. Bases 1 to 1347 code for a protein of 448 amino acids.
AUGAGGACUCGGAAGAGCAACGGAGUCUCGUCGGAUGAUCUGACGUUGGACAAUCUGCCGCUGGGUUGGAAGCAUAGAGAAGGCGAGGAGGGGAACAUGAUCUACACAACGAAUGAUGGUAUCAGACUGAGCACGGAGGAAGAGGCAAGAAGAUACCUCGAGGAGAAGAAGAUGAAGGAGGAGGAUCAGACUUUGAUCCUCGAGAAUCUUGUCUGGAAAGUCGAUCGCAGGCGGAAACAGAGGGUGAGCGAGAACGGAGGAAGCAAGAAAUACCAGGUUGACAUCUUGUUGAAGUUGCGGCACAGCGAUGGGAAAGACGAGGCCUCUGAGAUGGGAAAGAGCGCCACAAGCAGCAAGGCCAAGGCAGUUAUCCCUUCCUACCUUCGCUCGCGCUUCGGGGACAAGGGCUCGGCGUACAAAGACGUGGCUCCGUCUCGAUCCAUUGAGUUUCUUUCUCCUCAUCGGAAGGCCAAACGGCAGGAGGAGGACGACGAGGAUGACGAUGAGGAGAAGGAGGAGGAGGAGACGACAUCUCAGAGUCGGAACGCGUCGGACCACGACGAGAACAAGUGCGAGGAGAAGACCCCAAGGAAAAGGACCAGGGAUUGGCAUAGCUCCUGUGAUAACAACGGGUUUUUUUUGGGGGAAGGGUCCCGAUCCCCGCAACUGGAUGACCUCCGAGCUUUUGUGAUGGAUCGCAAGUCAUACUGGGGGGACGAGAUUGCUUUGCGAGUGUUUGCGGACAGAUUCAAGAUUGCGUCAGACGGCCACCUAUACCUCAACAGCGGCAUGAUCCACCGGCUUAAGGAAGACUGCCCUCAAGGGUGGGACAGCAAUCUUGAAGAGUCAGCGAAGCUGUUCUUCUCCGCAUCGAUUGAACACGAUGUUCUCCCAACUCUCCGCACUCCAGUCAUCCGAAACACCCACACCCUGAGACAAGUCAAGUCGGCCAACUCCAUCGAGCGGCAGUGCAACAAUGGUACAGCUUUUGAGAGUUGGGUCAUCGAUGGGUUUCCGGCGGGAACAAGUUUUGUCGAGAGGAUCGUCUGCUCAAGGAAUGGGGACAACCCAGAGUUCACGAUCUCCAAUACACCUGGUGACGGCGACUGCCUCUUUUACGCUAUGGCGGAUGUUGCCAUGGAGGUGCUCGGUGACGUCAACAACUCGGAAAUCCCACCCGAAAUUCACCAGCUCAAGGGAAACGAAUCUUCCGUGUCAGUGCAGGUGACUUGCGAUCCUAUCCCGUCGCCUUCCUCAGUUUUUUGCUCGCAGCGGCUUCGACAGAUGGUUUCUGAGUCACUCACUGAAGAUGAGCUUGCGUUCUUCAUCGCUGCCAACGGCCUCUAG